GGGGCGGGGAGCAGCAAAAGUGGGGGAGCUCCAGCAGAGGCAUCAUCCGCAGCAGUAGGCAGUGCCGCUUUUCUGGGAAACAGGAACGAGAGCUUGGCAGACAUUCCAGUCAAGCCAAAGCCGCGAAAAUACUUUGACGCGAAGACCUUCAGGCAGCUCCUCAAGCGCUACAAAGAGCACAGAAACCGAGAAGAGGAGGAACUGUUGAAGCAGCACUAUGCCAGGCCCCCUCCAGGUAAAGACUCCCCGUUCAGCCCUCAGACGCGCUCACGGCACGCCACCCAGUCUUUGCAUCUUCUAAGGGCAGGAAGAACCAGCCAACCGGCUUCGUGUUUUUCUCGCCCCUUCAUGCAUAGCCAAGCAGACAAGCUAGCAUCCACCGGCCCCCUCCCCCUGGUGCAUAACAACCUUUCGUCCCAGCCUGAUCCCCAGGUGUUUGUGCCGCUGUUCGCUGCGUGCGGACUGGCUUCAGAAGGAUGGGGUGUUGAAGACUUCCUCCGGCGCAUUGGCAUCACGGAGCAUGCAGAAACCAUUAGAGGGCACUUCAACAACAACUGGAACCAGUUUAUAUGCGCAAAGCCUCGGGUUAGGCGUGUUCGCUGCUUUUCUACCGCACGUUUUCUAUGUAGAGCCAUACGUGACUGCCCGUGUGCUGCUGCUGCUUGUAAGCUGUCGACGACGUUGAUGGAAAUCGAAAGCCUCACCAACGCCCAGCGGCGUCUCAUACUAAGGCAUAUUCGCUUAUUUAACCAUGGACUGUGGCCUGAAAACUCUUAUAGCGACUACAUAGAACGCUUCCAGGCACCACCGCUUAAAAGAGAGGGAAUGCCAUGGACGGACGAAGAGGAUCAACGGCUCAUUGAGCUCGCAAACAAAUAUGACCCCAACUUUGGCGAUCCUUGGCUCUAUUUGAGUUGGGAGAUGCAAAGAGAAACUGAAGAAGUUCACAAGCGAUACCUCUCUAUGGUCGUCAUUCCCCAGAACAAAGGCCGCCGGAGCGAAAUGCUGUUGUCCAAGUGUCUGCGACCACUCUUCUUUUCCCGGCACUUCAAGCUGCUUCCUCCAUUGUUGUUCAUUGUGCCUUCGCCCUCGAACUUCAACACGAAGCCAGCGAAGGCUUUCUCUGUCCCCCGACCGUUCGCCUCUCUGUAA
Molecule: messenger RNA, 1152 nt
Organism: Cyclospora cayetanensis
Lineage: Eukaryota; Apicomplexa; Conoidasida; Eucoccidiorida; Eimeriidae
Exons: 7
Source: RefSeq, a predicted model, not a curated record